AUGAGUUCAUUUUGCCUACUUUCAUACAGUCCUUGCAAAAUUUUAUUCAGCAUGUCGCCACCAAAAACCGCUUUGCUCAUUCUGGCCGACGGAGCAGAAGAGAUGGAAGCAGUCAUCAGUGCUGAUGUUCUGAGGCGUGGAGGAGUUGAAGUGACUAUUGCCGGACUGAAUGGAGCUGGAACGGUAACGUGCGCUAGAAAGACGAAGAUCACUCCGGAUAGUGCACUGAAGGACGUCCAGUCGAAAACUUUUGACGUCGUCGUUCUACCUGGAGGUCAACCAGGCAGUAACUCGCUGGCUGCGAGCGAAGCCGUUGGUCAAGUACUGAAAGCACAUGAAACAGCCGGAAAAAUCAUUGCAGCCAUCUGCGCCGCCCCUAUAGCACUAAAAUCGCACUCCAUAAAAGCUGCGCUGGUCACUAGCCAUCCAAGUGUUCGUAAACAGCUUGAGGAGGGAGGAUAUAAGUACAGCGAGGAUCGUGUGGUAGUCGCGGAUCGUGUUGUGACCAGCCGUGGGCCUGGAACGGCCUUUGAGUUUGCUUUGAAACUCGUUGAGUUGCUCGUUGGACACGAAAAGUCGAAGGAGUUGGUGGACCCAAUGGUUUUGAAGCUGUGA
This is a messenger RNA of Cylicocyclus nassatus, 615 nucleotides long. The record is from the annotation of a GenBank genome assembly. Lineage: Eukaryota; Metazoa; Nematoda; Chromadorea; Rhabditida; Strongylidae.